AUGAGCGACCGCGCAGGCUCAGCCCGCGAACUCUGGGUUGCGGGGAAGAAUCAGCCUGGGCGGGGUGACCUUAUUCCAGUCGAAAACCCGGCCACGGGAGAAAUCUUUGCCUACUGUCAUUCCGCCUCUAUCGAAGAUGUCGAGGACACAGUGCAGCUGGCCCACGGGGCAUUCAAGUCUGGUAUCUGGUCCCGCCUGCCCAGGCACCUCAGGGCCGACGUCCUCGAGAAGGCCGCCGCGCUGCUCAACGAGAACCUCGGCGACCUCAUCAAACUGGAGGUCAUACAGACCGGCCGCGCGAUCCGGGAGAUGGUCGCCCAGGUGCCCUCGCUGGUGCGCUGGUUCAAGUACUACGCGGCCCUCCUGAGGACAGAGGAGCGGUCCGUGCUGCCGACGCAGGGCAAGCUGCACAACUGGGUCGACAGGGUGCCCCUGGGCGUCGUCGUGCAGAUCACCCCCUUCAACCACCCCUUGCUCAUCGCCGUCAAGAAGAUCGCGCCCGCGCUCGCGGCCGGGAACUCGGUCAUUGUCAAGCCGAGCGAGCUCACCCCGCUCACGACCUUGCGGCUUGGUAAGCUGCUGGCGGAGGCUGGUGUUCCUGACGGUGUCUUCAGCGUCCUGCCGGGAUAUGGUGCCACCACAGGAGCUGCGCUCUGUGGUCACCCGCUUGUCAGGAAGGUCGACGUCACGGGAGGGACGGCAGCAGGCCGCGCCAUUGGGAGCAUUGUGGGCCGGAACCUGGCCAAGUUCACGGCUGAGCUCGGUGGGAAGGCCCCGCUGGUAGUCUUCAAGGAAGCUCACAUCGACCUGGCAGUCAACGGCAUCGCCUUCGGCGCGUUUGUGGCAAGCGGGCAAACUUGCGUCGCUGCCACGAGGAUCAUCGUCGAGAACUCGAUUUUGCAGACGGUUUUGGAAAAGCUCGCGGCGAAAGCGGACACUAUCGCCAGAGGUAUGGGUGCGCCUACCAACCCCAACUCUACGAUGGGCCCGUUGAUUUCAGAGAAGCAGCUGAAGAAUGUCGAGGCGCUGGUUCAAGAUGCAGUGAGCAGUGGAAAUGCCACCCCAGUCUUUGGGGGUGUCAGACUACAAGGGACGAGUCCUCUGGACAACCUCACAAAUUUUUCGAGAGGAUACUUCUACUCCCCGACGGUGUUGACAUCCAGCAGUGGGAACAGCAUCCUCAACACACGCAUCUGGAAGGAGGAGGCGUUCGGGCCGGUCGUGGUGGUGGUGGGCUUCGACACCGAAAGCGAAGCCAUCGCGUUGGCAAACGACAGCGAAUUUGGGCUGGGCGCUGCGGUAUGGACCAAUGAUCUAUCACAGGCGCACCGGGUGACUGAGCAGAUCGACGCGGGCAUCGUCUGGGUGAACACGCACCACCGCAACGACCCUAGUAGCCCGUGGGGAGGUGCGAAGAGUGCCAGCGGUGUGGGGAGUGAGAAUGGAGUGGAUGCAUAUCAUGCGUACACGGCCAUGAAGAGCACCAUCAUCAACUACGCGUCGCCGGAGGAAGGUCUGGCCUCCGAUGACUGGUUCAGGGAGAGCGGUGGUAGUGUGCGAUAUGGCUGA
This is a messenger RNA of Diaporthe amygdali, 1569 nucleotides long. RefSeq lists its product as uncharacterized. The record is from RefSeq and is a predicted model, not a curated record. Gene Ontology annotation, molecular function: aldehyde dehydrogenase (NAD+) activity. The coding region runs from base 1 to 1569 and encodes 522 amino acids. The transcript has 2 exons. NCBI's taxonomy places the organism in Eukaryota, Fungi, Ascomycota, Sordariomycetes, Diaporthales, Diaporthaceae.